Messenger RNA from Austrofundulus limnaeus, 796 nucleotides. RefSeq lists its product as uncharacterized. Lineage: Eukaryota; Metazoa; Chordata; Actinopteri; Cyprinodontiformes; Rivulidae. The record is from RefSeq and is a predicted model, not a curated record.
UUACUGUUAUGAUUCUGUCUCUGUCUGCCUGUUCUUGGCCCAGUUCUUGCUCCUGUCUGCCUUGCCCUGCUCAUUGCCUCUGCCCCUCCCGUCACAGAAACCCUAAUCAACUGAUUCAUGUCACCUGUUCCUGCCAGUAUAUAUCCCAGUUCCAGCCUCCAGCCCAUUGCCAGAUUUUUAUCAGCUCGUCUAUGAUCUUCCAGCGUUCUUGUUCCUUGUCCUGCUCUUGCCUCAUGUCCCCGACCCUGCUCAUGUCUCCUGGUUUAACGUCUCCUGCCUCAGCCCUUGUCGGAUCCUGCCUGUCAUCUGCUCUCACGGUAACGACCUUGUUUCUGUCUCUUGGAUUAUUGCCUCUCGCCUUUCCCCUGCACGAUACCUCGCCACAUCGGACUUCCUGGAUCUCGACCACGGAACGCAUCUCUGGACCAACGGCUCAGCCUGCCCCCUCAAACCUGGUAACAAUCUCUGACCACCCGUGUAUGACCCUGGAUUUGUUGUUGACAUUGAGUAAACCCCACAGCAGCAAUACCUCCACUUACAACACCACCCGGAACCAAAACACCGUGGCUGUUGUUUCAACCCGGACCCAGUCCCUCCUGAGAAGGUUGGUGUAUUAUAUUAUUUUGUUUAAUAAUAUAAUCUUGUUGUGCCAACCUAACUUCCCAUCUCUGUGUGCAGACCUGCUGCUGCCGGAAUCCCAUUCUCGACCUCCAAUUGCAAAUUCUAACAAUAAACUUGUUAAACCUUUAUCUGUGUUCGGAACUAAUUCAGAGCUCACUCACCCGAUCAUAACAAU